GGCUAAUUGUUUAAAUCUAUUUUUCUUUUGUCUAUACCGUUUGAUGUGAGUUUCUUUGACCAUUUUUUUCACAUUUUGGAUGAAGGGAAUUUUGAAGUCUGUUAACAAUCUCUUAGACCUGAAAAUAGAUAUUAAAUACAUAUUAUUUAAUGUCUGUUGUAUACAAUGCUCCCUUUAUUGUCCUCUCCUUUUUGCCCCCCUUCUUUUUUGUAACUUCUUUGGGCUUUUUGAUAUUGAUGAGGACACAUUGUUUUUGGAAGGUGUGAGAUAUGAUUGGUCUAAUAAGACAGAUAACUUAGCAUUUGGUUUACGACUUAAAGAUUUUCAUCAAUGUCAAUUAUAUGUUAUGAGGAUUUUGCUAGUUUUUAGAGUGUUGCAGACUGCAGAAGUGUUUCACGCUUUGCUUGUCCUCUGAAGAAACAUGAACUAUGAUGCACUUAUUUUAUAUUUCAAUGGCUUCUGAAAGGAAGAAUAUGGGUGGGCAUGGACUGAUCCAAUUGAAAAUGGGAAUUUUAUACAUGGAACAUGUAAGGGUGGAAUCAAAACUGACCAGAACCAUCCGGUUCCGGUUUGGUUCUAAAAAACCAUUUUUUAUUUUUAACAAAACAAAAACCUGUGCUACACAUUCAAUUUCCCUCACAUUCCCACAAUGCAGUAAAAGGAAAAAUAAUUGUAGAAAAAUCAUAUAAAGUCGGUGUCCGUAUAGAAAUUGUUACUGCUGAUAGUCUUGGUAGGAGAAAAAGGUUAUGUAUAAGAUGGCGUGUGAUAAAUUUUCUGUGGAAAGUGAUAUAGAACAGAAAAUCUCCGAAGUGAGUCUUUUCCUGUGCCUGGGAUGCUUCUAGGUGGCGUUCUUAGUGCUGAUUGUCUUUGGAGUAAAAGGAUUUGGAUAAGUUGGUAAACAUGUGCAAGGAGCCUGGGAGGAUGUCAUCCAACUUCUGUGCAUUGCAGAGUGGCUGGCUGGAGACUUGGCCCUUUUUUGGCCUCGAUUAAAAUUUUAAUACAGUUUUCUUUCUCUUCUUUUCAACCACUCAUUCUCCAAUAAAAUAAUAUUACACGUAAGUUGAAAACUUUUCGUUCUUCUUUAACCGUCCAUUCUCCAAAAAAAUAUCAUUCCAAAUAUUAAAAUUUCAAAUAAUGGGAGCCAAACGGGGACUUAUAACUACACUAUCACCGGUUAAAUGUGUAUUGGAAAUCUUGAUUGAGGGGUAGGGUGCCUUGCUGUAGGAUGGUAUGGAAAUGGGUGCUUUACUGCAUCUUCUGGACUUUUUCAGGAAUAAGAAUUGGAUGUCAUUCCUGAAGUUAUGGUUCCAUCUCCUCUUGCAUGUUUUCAAGGAAUGAUGAUCUUUGUUCUUAAUUUGAAUGUGUUGAUUUAUAAAAUAAGUUUGAAUUUGAGGCUUGAGGUUUACUGAACUCUCAGCAUUCAUAUUAUUCAUUUGGCAUCAUUAUGUGCCUGUUGUUCUUAAUUUUGUUAAUCUGACUAUAUAUAUUUUGCAACAACCAUUUCUAAGAUUUAGUACAGGGGUAUUCCCCUUGAAUCUUGUUGUACGUUGAACUGAAGACUAUGCUCGAUGAGGGCGUUCAAUAAAAUCAAACUUCUGAAGAUUUAUCGUGGUAGUCAAACGUAGUGCAUGAUGGAAAAAGUAGGCUAAAGGGGGAUCAACUAAUAUAAUCCAAUAUUUUUUUAUCCUGUAUUUAACAUACGUUUGAAUCCUGACAUGAGCGUUGUCUGGUGGAUCAUUUCUUUUGACUUUAUUAUUCUCUGACACCUUGCAAUAGACAAUUAAGAUAAUGAAAAUUUGUUGCUGUUUGGGCAUUCUGUGUUGUCUAUUUUUUAUUUUUAUUUUUUCCUUUAUAUAUGUUUCUCAUAUAUUUGUAUCUUGUUUGAGAAAUUAAAAUGAAAAUCAAAGCAAGGGAAUAUAUCUCAAAUCAAUUGGGACCUUGUUACAGAGUUAUGGCAUGCUAAUUACAAUAUUGACUUGUUUACCUGGUCGAGUCAAUUUGUGCAGGUUGAGGGACCAAAAUCUCCCGAAGAAAUGCUCACUAUACUGCAGAGAGUGCUUGAAGAAAGUGCUCCUGUUCUUGUUUCAUCCAGGCUUGAAGCAGAAGAAAGAAGAAGCAACUUGCGUUUGAGGGAGGAACAGGAUGCUGCCUUCCAAGCAGCACUUGAAGCUGAUCAAGCUAGGGAACGUCAGAAAAAAGAACAAGAAGAACGUUUGGAACGUGAGGCUGCUGAAGCUGAGCAGAAAAGGAAAGAGGAGGAAGAGGCUCGGGAGAGAGCUGCACGUGAAGCUGCUGAAAAAGAAGCUGUAAUAGCUAAGAUGCGUGAAGAGAAAGCUGCAUCUCUAGGUGCAGAACCUGAGAAAGGACCAGAUGUUACCCAAGUUUUGGUUCGUUUUCCAAAUGGAGAGCGCAAGGAGAGAAGGUUUCAUUCUACAGCAACUAUACAAACACUGUACGACUAUGUUGAUUCUUUGGGCUGCUUAGAAGUUGAUAGUUACAGCCUCGCCUCCAACUUUCCUCGCACUGUCUACGGCCCUGACAAACUUCCUUUGUCUCUGAGAGAAGCAAAAUUACAUCCUCAGGCGAGCCUUUUCGUUGAAUCAAACUCAUGAGAAUAAUGUAAUCCCAGAUGAAACUUUGUAGGGAAUUUCCUUUGAUGUGUUUUUCUGAUAGAGACAGCAUGAUCCAAUUAACGAUAUUCUCUGUUCCCAAAUUGUUGAUAUUUGACUUUAUUCUUUCA
Messenger RNA from Olea europaea var. sylvestris, 2740 nucleotides. Its product is annotated as plant UBX domain-containing protein 10-like. NCBI's taxonomy places the organism in Eukaryota, Viridiplantae, Streptophyta, Magnoliopsida, Lamiales, Oleaceae. The record is from RefSeq and is a predicted model, not a curated record. The coding region runs from base 2034 to 2612 and encodes 192 amino acids. The transcript has 3 exons. Gene Ontology annotation, cellular component: endoplasmic reticulum. Gene Ontology annotation, molecular function: ubiquitin binding.